Molecule: messenger RNA, 2600 nt
Organism: Larimichthys crocea (large yellow croaker)
Lineage: Eukaryota; Metazoa; Chordata; Actinopteri; Sciaenidae
Gene: nt5c3a
Product: 5'-nucleotidase, cytosolic IIIA
Exons: 8
Coding region: 55-1071 (338 amino acids)
Cellular component (GO): cytoplasm
Molecular function (GO): 5'-nucleotidase activity; magnesium ion binding
Source: RefSeq, a predicted model, not a curated record
UCCUGACAGAAGGCGGGACAGGACGCGGGCUCCGGGCGGACGGUCACUCGGUGCAUGAACAGCCAGCGGACCGUCAUGGACAGGACGGCCGUGGUGAAGGUCGGGGCCGCGGCCAGCGCCAGCGUGUGUGCCCUGUUCGGCGGCGUGGUUCUGGCCCAGUAUAUCGUCGCUAAGAAGAAGCGAGCCGGCAAGAAAACCCGGAUCAUCGAGAUGAUGCCUCAGUUUGAGAAGACGACGGUCCACAUGAGGGACCCCGAGAGGGUGGAGCAGAUCAUCUGUGGCCUCAUCAAAGGAGGAGCUUCCAAACUACAGAUCAUCACAGACUUCGACAUGACGUUAAGCAAGUUCGCCGUCAACGGCAAGCGCUGCCCGACGUGUCACAAUAUCAUUGAUAACUGCAAGCUGGUGACGGAGGAGUGCCGGCAGAAGCUGCUGCAGCUGAAGAAUAAAUAUUAUCCCAUCGAGAUCGACCCUCAGCUCACCAUGGAGGAGAAAUACCCGUUCAUGGUGGAGUGGUACUUCAAGUCUCACACACUGCUCGUGGAGCAGCGGCUAGAGAAAGACAAACUGUCAGAGGUGGUGAGAGAGUCUGACGCUGCACUCAGGGAUGGUUUCGAGCAGUUCUUCGACCGCCUGCAUCAGCACAACGUGCCUGUCUUCAUCUUCUCCGCUGGCCUGGGCGACGUCCUGGAGGAAAUCAUCCGCCAGGCCGGAGUCUACCACCCCAACGUCAAAGUCGUCUCCAACUUCAUGGACUUUGACGAGAACGGCGUCCUGAAGGGUUUUAAAGGCGAGCUGAUCCACGUGUACAACAAACACGACGGCGCCCUGCGGAACACGGAGUACUUCAAGCAGCUCAAGGAAUACUGCAACAUCGUCCUGAUGGGCGACUCGCUGGGAGACCUCAGCAUGGCGGACGGCGCGCCCAACGUGGAGAACAUCCUCAAGAUUGGCUUCCUCAACGACAAGGUGGAGGAGCGACUGGACAAAUAUCUGGACUCUUAUGACAUCGUCCUGGUGAAGGACGAGACUCUGGAAGUGCCCAACGCCAUCCUCCAGAAGGUUCUAUAACUCCACCUCCUCUUCUCCUCCCUCCAGCCUCGGGCCUGUCAGACUUCUAACCACCGACUUCUACCUUUUAUCGCUGGUCCAGAGCGGUCACUAUGUUACCCCCUUCCACUUGCUCUGGAUCCCACCUGGGUCAUCUUCUGCCCACCCGUCCCCCACGGCCUCUUCACCCUGUAAAACCUUUUUAAAAGACAUUUUACGUCUCCUGAAUGAACUGUUUUAAAGUCCACACAGCAGCAACAGCCCGUCUCUGGUGUGUUUUAUCUGUCUGAGUAGUUUCUGAUGUCGUUUUAUGAUAAGAUAAUAACCAAAAGUAAGAUAUAUAUUUAAAAAAAAACACCAUCACCAGCUCUUACUCCAUCUUUAUUAUUUACACAUUAUUACUCAUAGGAUUACUUUUGAUAUGGUAAUAUUUGUAUACCAUAAAACAAGACGCCCACAGACGGACACGGCGUUUUCUUUGGAGCUAUCCCAACAUCCUUCAGUUCCUUCAGUUACUCCCACAUCCCGCUCCUCCUUCUUUUGCUCUGUGCUGGCUGAAGACCACGACUUGAAGUGCGUCACAUCUUAAGAUUGUUAAAAGAAGUCGAUACAGGCCUUUGCUCGACUGCUAUUGGACCACAGAGCAAGAGAGGGCGGGACUUGUCGGGGUGUGUUAGACGUCCACCUGGUCAGCUGUUGGUGUCAGACAUAAAGGGCCUUGUGAUAUAAAAUGUAUGAAAUCAUAUUUCCAACAUGAGACUCGGAUGAUCAGAGGAAACGCACUUUAACUUGUGUAUACGGGGGAAUCGGCCUAGUUUGCGUCCUUGUUUACACAAGCUUUCUUUUUGAAUGUGCUAAUUUGGCAUCAACUCAACAGAAGAAGAAGAGGAAGAAGCUUUACUCUAGGAACAUUCACGCCCUUUUGAAUUUGUGAUCUUUGCGUAGCUGACUCAACAAUCCAUGCCAGUGUUUAAGGUUAAAGAGGUAUUAAGUAAUACUAGAGAUGACUUCUGGUGGUCAUUAGUGUGAAUUACAACCACCAAAAGUUCAACAUUUCGGUAAACAGAAGGAAACACACUGCUGCUGCGGCAUAACAACUUCAUCCUGUGGUCAGAAUUGAGCACUACCUCUGAAAUAUUGAAAUAUUCAUCUUUUUUUUCUUCUUUUGGGAGGUUCAAAGCUAAAAAAACGUCACCGUCUCCACUCGUUGCAACGUGUUGAAUGUUCUCUUUGUGUUUUAAAUGUGCUGCUAUCACCUGCAUGUUGCCUUUUCUUAUUGUUCAGUUUUAUGUCUACGACAUGGGAGACUAAUAUAUAUAUAUAUACGUAUAUAUAUCAGUAAAACAGGGAUUAAUGUCAUACUGUAUAUGUGGGCGUUAUGGAAAUGUAUAUUGUUUUACUGAAUUUGGGGACACCUCCAGAAGUAUAGACCGGCGUGUUGUAUUUUUAUAAGCAGAUGGCUUUAUCUUUUUGUUUUGAUGGUGUGAUUUUGAAAAUGCAAUAAAACUUUGUGAGCCAUGACAUAUCAUGGACCCACCCCCCCCCUCUAA